Messenger RNA from Choloepus didactylus (southern two-toed sloth), 1229 nucleotides. RefSeq names its product fibroblast growth factor 10 (gene FGF10). The record is from RefSeq and is a predicted model, not a curated record. Gene Ontology annotation, cellular component: cytoplasm. Gene Ontology annotation, molecular function: type 2 fibroblast growth factor receptor binding; growth factor activity; chemoattractant activity. The transcript is spliced from 3 exons. Gene Ontology annotation, biological process: positive chemotaxis; positive regulation of protein phosphorylation; positive regulation of epithelial cell migration. The coding region runs from base 377 to 1018 and encodes 213 amino acids. Lineage: Eukaryota; Metazoa; Chordata; Mammalia; Pilosa; Megalonychidae.
UUCAGACCUUUUUUUUGCUUCUAACAUGGUGAAGAAAGGAGUGAAGAAGAGAACAAAGUAGUUCCUGGGGGAGCGAAGACCGCUGGUGACCAUCACCACCACCGCCGCCACCAGUUCUUGCGGCCACCCACGUCCACCAUUCACAGAGAGACUCAAGAGGCGCACGGCAGCGGAUCCCAGAAAGGAGCAAGGGGAGGCAGCCGGCCCUUCCGAGGAGUUAUGGAUGUUGGUGCAUUCACUUCUGGUCAGAUCCGCGCCCCGAGGGAGCUAACCAGUGGCCGCCACCUCCAGUGCUCUCCUAGCCUUGCACCGGGUCUUACCCUUCCAGUAUGUUCCUUCUGAUGAGACAAUUUCCAUUGCCGAGAGUUUCAGUACAAUGUGGAAAUGGAUACUGACACAUUGUGCCUCAGCCUUUCCCCACCUGCCCGGCAGCUGCUGCUGCUUCUUGUUGCUGCUCUUGGUGUCUUCCGUCCCUAUCACCUGCCAAGCCCUCGGUCAGGACAUGGUGUCCCCAGAGUUCAACUCCUCUUCUUCCUCGUCCUCCUCGUCGUCGUCCUCCUCCUCCUCUCCUUCCAGUGCGGGGAGGCAUGUGCGGAGCUACAACCACCUCCAAGGAGAUGUCCGCUGGAGAAAGCUAUUCUCUUUCACCAAGUACUUUCUCAAGAUUGAGAAGAACGGGAAGGUCAGCGGGACCAAGAAGGAGAACUGCCCGUACAGUAUCCUGGAGAUAACAUCAGUGGAAAUCGGAGUUGUUGCCGUCAAAGCCAUUAACAGCAACUAUUAUUUAGCCAUGAACAAGAAAGGGAAACUCUAUGGCUCAAAAGAAUUUAACAAUGACUGUAAGCUGAAGGAGAGAAUAGAGGAAAAUGGAUACAAUACCUAUGCAUCCUUGAACUGGCAGCACAAUGGGAGGCAAAUGUAUGUGGCAUUGAAUGGGAAAGGAGCUCCAAGGAGAGGACAGAAAACACGAAGGAAAAACACCUCAGCCCACUUUCUUCCAAUGGUGGUACAUUCAUAGAAGAAGGCAAUGUUUGUGGAUACAGCAGAACCAAAGGCUCUUUUGUCAGAAAUAGUUGGUAAUCUUCAUGAAGACAGUAGCUCAAAGGCAAAGACACAUUGCAGACAUCUGCUUGCUUGAAAGAAAGGAAGCCUUUGAAGGUGUUUGUACUCACUGCUGACAUAUAAUGUUCUUUUCAUUCAUUCUGUGUUAUGCCUUAUAAUCGAGAUGU